AUGAGCAGAAAAUUGACACUUGAUGAAGCUAUCCCAAAGGCAAUCGGCACUUUGUCGUUCGACGAGAACAACCAAUUGAUCGAGUCUACCGGUUGCGGUAAGGACAGAGUGGAUGAUAUCAUUGAAAUCUCCCAGAUGGAACUUGACAAAGAGGGAUACGGAGUCAUCUCGGAGAGUGAUGUUAUCAUCAACGUUUUCAAGAAGGCUGGUAAGACUGUUGUUGUUUAUACUCCUAACAAAUAA
Molecule: messenger RNA, 243 nt
Organism: Zygotorulaspora mrakii
Lineage: Eukaryota; Fungi; Ascomycota; Saccharomycetes; Saccharomycetales; Saccharomycetaceae
Product: DUF3215 domain-containing protein
Exons: 1
Coding region: 1-243 (80 amino acids)
Source: RefSeq, a predicted model, not a curated record